AUGUAAAUUAUUAAUCUAAAUACACAUAUAUAAUAAACUAAAAUAGAGAACAAAACAAAAACAAAAAAACAUGGCAAAUCAAGGUUUGAGAAAAGUGCAACAGAAUCCACCAAAACCCUAUAAAGAAAAAAAGAAAGCUCGCCCUAAUUAAACAUGCAUCCCCUACCAAACAAACUAACAAAAUAGUAAUAACAUCUCCUUCUUUCUUUCCCUUCCAAUCCCCAUACUACUUCUUCUCUUCAUUGCUUUCAUAUCCAUCCCGUUUUCAUCCAAUCAUAAAACUAAUUAACCACGACUCACUCUCGACAUAUACGUCUGAAGUAGAUCAUACAUACACAAUUAAAUCUAGCUAUAUAUAUUUAUGAAAAGUGUAGAUAGCUGUUGCUAUUUUUCUUACUUGAAGGUCUUGCUUGGUGCUGUGGUUGUGGGGCUGUUUGUAUGGCUUUUGGUUGUUGGGUCAUCCCCGCCACCACCAGGGAGAACGAAAAGCUGGCAGGCGGCGGCUGAGUCUGUUCAUCAGGUCGAGGGAAGGCAUGCCAUGAAGGAAGCUGAGGAUCAAUUGGCCAUUAACAACCAUCCAAAGCUGUUGGAUCCUAACUUUAUGAGCAAAGUUAGAGUUCCUAAAGGACCAGACCCCAUCCAUAACAGGAGAAUUGGGGUGAAAGGAGGGCCUCCAAGAGGAGCUUAGGCUUUUUUGUACUCACGAAGGCAUAGAUUCCUUCCUCCACUUUUAAAUAUUAAGGAUUAUUAUGAACAUUUCUUUUCUUCUUCUUUUUUGGGUAAUUUCAAUAAGAAAAAAGAAUGUAUAAAAGCUCUUAAUAAAUCUGGAUUGUAUAGAAUUGAUUCACACUCAACUUUGUAGCUUUUUACAUCCAACACCUAUUCUUCCUAA
Molecule: messenger RNA, 892 nt
Organism: Cucumis sativus (cucumber)
Lineage: Eukaryota; Viridiplantae; Streptophyta; Magnoliopsida; Cucurbitales; Cucurbitaceae
Exons: 2
Coding region: 362-688 (108 amino acids)
Source: RefSeq, a predicted model, not a curated record